Messenger RNA from Emys orbicularis (European pond turtle), 1989 nucleotides. RefSeq names its product sodium-dependent proline transporter-like. The transcript is spliced from 16 exons. NCBI's taxonomy places the organism in Eukaryota, Metazoa, Chordata, Testudines, Emydidae. The record is from RefSeq and is a predicted model, not a curated record. Gene Ontology annotation, cellular component: plasma membrane. Gene Ontology annotation, biological process: sodium ion transmembrane transport. Gene Ontology annotation, molecular function: L-proline transmembrane transporter activity. The coding region runs from base 1 to 1989 and encodes 662 amino acids.
AUGGGAGGCUGGAGUAGGUUCUUCCUCUGCUGGCUCCUUUCAUUCACCUGCAGUCUUGGAAUGAAGCUGUUCCCUGAACAAUGGCCCGGCGAGGGUGUAAGGCAGAGUGACUUCCCGGAGCAGGAAAUGCCAGCGACUGUGAUGCCGGGGAGUCCGGUCCAGCUGAACGGUGUGACCCUGGAGUCUGAACACCCGCAGUCCGUGAGCCAGCCCCAACCUGCCUUCCAGAUCCAGCCCGUGACCCCGGACCCUGCCCCCUGCCAGCCCAGGGAGACGUGGGGUGGGAAGUACGAGUUCCUGCUCUCCUGCAUCGGGUAUUGCGUGGGGCUGGGCAACGUCUGGCGCUUCCCCUAUCUCUGCUACCGCAAUGGAGGAGGGGUCUUCCUGAUCCCCUACUUCGUCAUGCUGCUCUUCACCGGCCUGCCCCUGUUCCUGCUGGAGCUCAGCCUCGGCCAGUACGGCGCUGCAGGGCCCAUCACCGUCUGGAAGUGCUGCCCCCUGCUGAAAGGGAUCGGUGUGGGCAUGCUGCUCGUCUCCUCGCUGGUGUCGCUCUAUUAUAACGUCAUCAUCGCCUGGACUUUCUACUACCUGGGCAUGUCCUUCCAGAGCCCCCUGCCCUGGUCUUGCAACGCUCCGCAGAACGCCCCCCUCUGCCAGAACACAUCAGGAAAUUCCAGUCGGUUCAGUGCCAGCGAGGCCUUCUGGAACGAGCAGGUGCUGGGGGUGACGCACAGCUCUGGCCUCCACGACCCGGGCCCGGUGAGGUGGCCGCUCGCCAUAUGCUUGUUGGUCGCCUGGAUCGUCAUCUUCCUGUGCAUGUUAAAGGGGAUCCGCAGCUCCGGCAAGGUGGUGUAUUUCACAGCGACGUUCCCAUACCUGGUCCUCAUCGUGCUCAUCAUCCGAGGAGCCACGCUGGAAGGAUCCAUCGAGGGCGUUCGCUUCUACCUCUCCUCGGACUGGAGCAGGCUACAGAGCGCUCAGGUGUGGAACGACGCUGCCUCACAGAUCUUCUACUCACUGGGCAUUGGCUUCGGGGGGCUGCUCUCCAUGGCCUCCUACAACAAGUUUGACAACAACGUGAUCAGGGACACCCUGGUUAUUGCCAUCGGGAACUGCUGCACCAGCUUCUUCGCUGGAUUCGCCAUCUUCUCCAUCCUGGGCCACAUGGCGUGGAGGAAGAAAGUGCCGGUGGGGGAGGUGGCCGAUUCAGGUCCUGGGCUUGCCUUCGUGGCCUACCCAGAAGCCCUUGCUCUGCUGCCAGGCUCUGCCUUCUGGUCGGUCCUGUUCUUCCUGAUGAUGUUCACGCUGGGAGUGGAUACUCUGUUCGGGAACAUGGAGGGCAUCACCACGGCCGUGCUGGACGAGUUCCCGGCCCUGCGCGAGUGGAGACGGAAAACCCUCUUCCUGGGCACACUGUGCUUCACCUUCUACCUGCUGGGCCUGCUGCUCAUCACCGAGGGCGGCAUUUACUGGUUCACCCUCAUCGACGCCUACAGCACCAGCUUCGGUCUCAUCAUCAUCACCCUCUUCAUGUGCAUUGGCAUUGCCUUCUUCUACGGAGUGAACCAGUUCUGCCGGGACAUUGUUGACAUGAUCUGCCGGUGCCCGCCCUGGUGCAGCAAGGUGGUGCUGUACUUCAAGGCAUGCUGGGUAUUCAUCACGCCGUGCCUGCUGCUGUUCAUCCUCUUCUACAUCUUCCUGGAGAUGUACACCACGACCCUGCACUACGGCGCCUACGCCUACCCGCGCUGGGGCAAGGCCCUGGGCGUGUGCAUGGGCACCGUGACCUGCAUCCAGAUCCCGCUCUGGGCGCUCGUGGCCAUCUGCAGGGAGUCGGGGACGCUGACGGACCGGUUCCGGAAAGCCAUCCACCCCCUGAACUCCUGGCGCACGGCGACCACCCACGUCGAGGUCAUCGACGUCCCCUACACCAUCAACCUGGUGGACAGCGACUUCGGCAGCCCGCCCCAGGGGAGCAGCGAGGCCUGA